GGCAGAGGCGAGGGCUAUAUUCCGAGCAGUCGCGAUGUGGACGCAGGCGCUAGUGCUGACGCUGGGCGCGCUGGCCUCGCUGGCGGCGGCGGCCGUGGAGAUGGACGAGGACAUGGCGGAGCUGGCGCGCAUGGUGCGCGACAACUGCGCCGGGGAGACCGGCGUGGACGUGGCGCUGGUCGAGCAGGUCAACGCCGGCGCCGACCUCAUGCCGGACGAGAAGCUCAAGUGCUACAUCAAGUGCACGAUGGAGACGGCCGGCAUGAUGGCGGACGGCGAGGUGGACAUCGAGGCCGUGCUGGCGCUGCUGCCGCCGUCGCUGGCGGACCAGCACGCGCCGUCCCUGCGCGCCUGCGGCACCCAGCGCGGCGCCGACCACUGCGACACCGCCUUCCGCACGCAGCAGUGCUGGCAGAAGGCUAACAAGGCCGACUACUUCCUCAUAUAAGCACCACUAGCACUGUGUGAGAGAGAUGCUGACACUCUACUCAUACUUUAUACACCACAUUAUACAAGCCACAUGUGUGUCUACUCUAUUAAUCAAUUAUGAGCUACUGGUAUAAUAAUGUUAAUUACACAACAAUGGUGGACGUUGGACUGCAACUACUUUUCCUUUAAGGAAAAACAUGGCACAUGCUUGUGUUACCUAUUUAUAUAAUGUACAUAUAUUCACUCGGUGCACUAAUAUUAUCUCUUGUUGUUUUAAGUUUAUAUGCAUUCUUUAUAAUAAUUUAUGUAUAAUAUAAUAAUGAUUUUGAUUUCGUAACAGUUCAUUCUAUGUAACAGUUUCUGUGAAGUAAACAGGAAUAAUGUGAAUAAAGUUCUGCUUACAUAGCUAGGUAAUAGAGUAACCUGUACCAACGUAAUGUUACACACUACAUCAUACAUCCUUUGUAUUCAGAAGCAUUUUAAAAUUAAAAAUAUAAGCAGACUUGAGUGAAGCAAGUAGGGAUGUGGGCAGGUCCCCGCACUACUCCAGCCACACUUGUGCACACGGUCACACAGUCAGUGAGUCACUGCGCACACACUGGCUGUGCGGCUGAACACUGAGCAUCAUCAUUACUUGCAAAUUUUAUCAUUUUCUUAAAUAAAGUGUAAUUAUGUUAAAUAAAUGGUAUGGAUAUUAAAAUUCUUACUUGUCAUCUUGUUGUAAUAUUAUACAAUUAAUAAA
This is a messenger RNA of Spodoptera frugiperda (fall armyworm), 1171 nucleotides long. RefSeq names its product general odorant-binding protein 83a. Gene Ontology annotation, molecular function: odorant binding. The coding region runs from base 35 to 448 and encodes 137 amino acids. The record is from RefSeq and is a predicted model, not a curated record. The transcript has a single exon. NCBI's taxonomy places the organism in Eukaryota, Metazoa, Arthropoda, Insecta, Lepidoptera, Noctuidae.